Messenger RNA from Synchytrium microbalum, 837 nucleotides. RefSeq lists its product as uncharacterized. Bases 1 to 837 code for a protein of 278 amino acids. The record is from RefSeq and is a predicted model, not a curated record. Gene Ontology annotation, biological process: fatty acid beta-oxidation. Gene Ontology annotation, cellular component: peroxisomal matrix. The transcript has 11 exons. NCBI's taxonomy places the organism in Eukaryota, Fungi, Chytridiomycota, Chytridiomycetes, Synchytriales, Synchytriaceae.
AUGGUUCAACUCUCAGGAUUCACUGACGUCAUCGUCACCAAAGAAGGUCCAAUUGGGCAAAUCAAGUUCAAUCGCCCAAAGUCCUUGAACGCUUUCGGUGGCAUGUUGGUGCUCGAUACUCUGAAAGCCCUCCGUGACUUUGACAAGGAUCCGUCAAUCAUCUUCACAGUAAUCACUGGUGAAGGAAGAUUCUUCAGUUCGGGUGCUGAUGUCCGAGCUUUUGGCAGCGCUCCACAUACCCCUGCUGUACCAACGACCGAAUUGGAAGGCAAGGUUGCCUACAUCAACAACGGUGCUGUUCCAAUUGAGUUGGUCCGAGCUAUGAUUGACCACAAGAAGGUCCUCAUUAUGGCUUUGAACGGUGGUGCUGUUGGUGGUGGAUGUGCAUGGUUCCUCGGAGCUGCUGACAUCGUUUUGGCCACUCAGUCUGCCUACCUCCAAGUGCCAUUCAGCGCAUUGGCCUUGGUACCUGAAAUGGGUUCCAGAAUGUUUGCCGAACACGUAGGAGUUCGCAGAACCACCGAAUUCUUGAUGUUUGGCCGAAAGAUCAACACAACCGAAAUGUUGGACUGGGGCAUCGUCAAUCAAGUCUUCCCAGAUGCGACCUUCAAGUCUGACGUCGCCCAGUACUUGGCAACUCAACUCGAAGUUAACGAUCACAAGUCCAUGUUGGAAACCAAGCGAUUGAUUGUUGAACCACUCAGAGAAGGCAGAAUAAACGCUCUCUUCAGAGCCCAAGAUGGCCUCGCUGAAGCCAUGGCAGUAAAGAGACCAAUGAAGAGAUUUGCUGAAAAGGCCGCCAAGAUGGUUGCUAAAUCCAAAUCCGCUAAAUUGUAA